AUGCAGUCUCCCGGCGGUGAAGAGCUGAUCUCUAUGAGCGUGAAGUGUCACGAUACCAGGAUACCCCAAUGUUCGGGGCUUGGAUAUUUCGCCAUCGACGCAGGAGACCAACAAAACUGCAUUAGAUAUGUACGCGUUUCGGCUGGUCUUACACUGGGUACAACCGCGUGUGCCCCAUAG
This is a messenger RNA of Fusarium pseudograminearum CS3096, 180 nucleotides long. RefSeq lists its product as uncharacterized. The transcript is spliced from 3 exons. The record is from RefSeq and is a predicted model, not a curated record. Bases 1 to 180 code for a protein of 59 amino acids. Lineage: Eukaryota; Fungi; Ascomycota; Sordariomycetes; Hypocreales; Nectriaceae.